GGUGGUGUAGUGAUUAUGCUCUACACUGUGAUGUAUUAUAUCGUCAUACUGGCUUGGGCCUUCCUCUAUCUGUUCUUCUCCUUCAAUGCUGAGCUCCCCUGGUCCAACUGUAACAACACCUGGAACACAGACGACUGCAUUGUUUACGGUCAGAAUCAUACAUCAAAUGGACAGAUUUUGGGGAAUGCAACAUCUUCAGUUAGAGAAUUCUGGCAAAGAAGGAUCUUGGGUCUGUCUGGAGGAAUUGAGGAGCUGGGUAGUAUCCGCUGGGAUUUGGCUGGGUGUCUUCUACUAAGCUGGAUCAUCUGUUUCUUCUGUAUCUGGAAAGGAGUCAAGUCUUCUGGAAAGGUUGUCUAUUUCACGGCUACUUUUCCCUAUGUGAUGAUAGUCGCAUUACUGAUUCGAGGUCUGACAUUACCAGGAGCUGCAGAUGGAAUUCAAUUUUACCUCUUGCCUAAUCCAAGCCGCCUUGCAGAUCCUCAGGUGUGGAUGGAUGCUGGGAGCCAGAUAUUGUUCUCCUAUGCUGUAUGCGUAGGUUGUUUGCAGUCUAUGGGAAGCUACAACAAAUACAACAACAACUGCUAUAAAGACUCGUUUGCCCUGUGUCUGCUGAAUAGUUUAACCAGCUUUGUGGCGGGCUUUGCAGUCUUCUCUGUCCUUGGCUUCAUGGCAAAUGAGUUGGGUGUCAGCAUCUCAACGGUGGCUGAAUCAGGCCCUGGCCUGGCGUUCAUUGCCUACCCUCAGGCCGUAGCCAUGAUGCCUCUUCCCCAACUCUGGGCUGCGUUCUUCUUCAUUAUGAUCAUCUUCCUUGGACUGGACAGUCAGUUUGUGUAUCUGGAAGGCAUGAUCACAUCCAUAUCGGACAUGUACCCGUCCUUCUUCUUGACUGGUCAUCGACGUAAACUCCUUCUGCUGGCCGUCUGUGUGGGAUGCUUCCUUGCUGGACUGUUGAUGGUCACUGAGGGUGGACUUUAUAUAUUUCAGCUGUUUGACUACUACGCUUGCAGUGGAAUGCCACUAAUGUUUUUUGCUAUUUUGGAACCUGUUUGUUUGGGAUGGGUAUAUGGUGCUGAUCACUAUUAUGACAAAAUUAAGGACAUGAUUGGCUACCGCCCUCGGCCCUAUAUGAAAUAUUGUUGGAAGUACAUCACACCGGCUGUCUGCACAGGCGUAUUGCUGUUCUCCCUGAUCCAGUUCACCCCCAUGAAAUACAACAACACCUACCAAUACCCGUGGUGGGGCUACGCCAUUGGGAUAUUCUUUACUCUCUCUUCAGUUCUCCUGUUUCCUCUUUGGUUUCUCUACAGCGUGACUGUAACCCCGGGGACUCUGAGACAGAGACUCAGAGUCUUAUGCACUCCAGCAGAGGAGAUGCUCAGCUCGUCAACAAAGAGGACUGUCGACGCUGAAGCACGUCAGUCCUUCACAAAAGAUGAAGUGUGCCCCUUGAACAUGGCUGAAAAACCCACAGAUGUCAUUUCUGAGGGUUAUUUCUUAGAGUCAAAACAAGAGCACUGA
Messenger RNA from Myripristis murdjan (pinecone soldierfish), 1518 nucleotides. Its product is annotated as sodium- and chloride-dependent GABA transporter 2-like. The record is from RefSeq and is a predicted model, not a curated record. Gene Ontology annotation, molecular function: gamma-aminobutyric acid:sodium:chloride symporter activity. Gene Ontology annotation, biological process: amino acid transport; sodium ion transmembrane transport; nitrogen compound transport. The transcript has 12 exons. Bases 16 to 1518 code for a protein of 500 amino acids. Gene Ontology annotation, cellular component: plasma membrane; cell projection. Lineage: Eukaryota; Metazoa; Chordata; Actinopteri; Holocentriformes; Holocentridae.